UUAAAUCAUAUGUGGAUUACGAAGAUAUUUAAAUAAUUCAACAGUGAAUUCGAAUGGAAAUGGAUAUAUUAAUUGGAAAUUGUUAUAAACUAUUACAUUUAAUUGAACUCGAUAUAUCUUUGAUGUCUCUCGAGUGACGAGUUUCAAUCUAUUUUUUUCAGAAGCAAACAAUUUCGAGAAGAUAACAUGUUAAUUUGGCGGCACCAUUGAGCUAUUUGAAAGAGGUUAAUAAAAGAUUACAUUUAAUGAAAUUAUCAUAAUUGGCGAGGAUAAUGUAAUGUCAAGGAUGGUAUGUAAUGCAUCGUUUCUAGGCUAUGGUCAAUAAAAUUUACAUUUUGCAGUGUGCGAAUUACCGAUAAAUGGAAGAUACUGUCAUGGUUAAUUGAAUAUUCCGCCUGCAUAUUGUCUUCAAGUGAAACCUAUUAAUGAAAAAAUCCAUUCAUUUGGAAUAAUUUUUGUUUAAAUACUAAAAAAAAAAAGAAAGAAAAAAACGUUUUUCCAUUUAGCAAUGAAAAUUCUUUCAGAAUUAUCGUGAUUCCUUCGAUCGAUAACGAGUAUUUUCGAUUAUUUUUCUUUAAAUCUAUAAUAGAUGCGUUGUCAGAAAUACGUGAAAAAAAUUUAAGUAUAUAAAAAAAAAUGACAUAAUGCAACGAUCGAACGAUCUUGUUAAAGAUAAUUAACGACACGACAGUUCUAUAUAUGGAAAUAUGACAACUUCUUCUUUUUUAAAUUUGAACUUAAUUUCUUUUCUUUUAAUUUGUUUAAUAUUGAUUUCACGAUUAUUAUGCAUUGACGAGAUUAUAUAUCGAAUUAUAUAAUGUGACAGUAUUAACUAACGAUUGAAAAAGAAACAUUUUAUUUAUUUAUAUAUUUUUAUUGUCAUACAAAAAUAUAAGUAUCUGUAUCUACAAUUGCAAGUUAAUAGGAUCAUGCACGCCAAGCGAAUAAGAAUAUCAUGUAUGUAAUCAAUUUUCUUCUCGUUGAAAGUGAUACUUAUUUAAACUUCAUCGAGCUCUAUUAAAGUGUAAUGUAAGUUUCGCCACGUUGCUUUAUUGAUUGUAACAAUUUUUUUUUUUUUUUAAUAUCAAUAAUAGAACGUGUAAAUAACGUGGAAACAUCGAUAUCGCGUGCGUAUGUGUGUGUGUGUGUGUGUGUGUGUACUUAAACGGAUAUGCAAACAAAUUGAAACGACGAUUGAAAAUUAUUUUGAUUGGUAAAAAACUACGAUGUUUAUUUCUUUUCCCUAAAAAAAAAAAAAAAAAAAAUUAUUCAAUGCAAUAGAUUUUUAAGAUUGUCGAUGAAAUAUUUUCUCGCCGUUUACCACAAAUUAAUCAACUCACCUGUAAAAUGUUUUUUCUAGGUAAAUAUAUAAAAGUGCUCGAUGAGUAUCAAACUAUUAAGGUAUGCACGUGUUUCAUACGUCGCACGAUACGAUACCUCAUCAUUCAUGCACUAUGUAUGCGCCUAUGUUAUUAUUGCACUUAAGAUAAAUGAAAUUUUCACACGAGGGAAUGAAAGCGUGGAAAGGGACGAUGCUUUCAGUUGUCACUUCUUCACAGUGUUUGCUUCUUAACAGUGUUGGUUUUCCCAAGUCUUCCAUUUUAUUCUUCGAACGAUCGUUAAAAAAAACUUAUCUUCAAUUUCCCAUAUUCGAGGAAUAUAAAAUUAUUCCAUCAAGAAGGGAAAAAUGAUUCCACCGAUAUACCUGUUAACCCUUCAACAAAUGAAUUAUCUGUACCAAUUACCGAUCAUCGAACGAUCCGUCAAACAUCUUCUCGACACGAGCCAAUUCCUGAACGUGUUGUUCGUCGUUCAAAAUUCCCUCGAUCCCUUGGGCGAUCUCGAUCACUUGAUCGACGAGAUCUACAAAACCGUGUCACGCACCAUACCGACGAAUCUCGUUUCCUUCAACGAUUCGAUCCCGAUCGAGCUGCCGGAAAUCGACGCGACCGAGUCGACCCUCAUCUUGUACUCGUACGUGGCGAAGGAUUUCCCCGAUCGCCGUCGAAGGGAGGACAUAGCUCGUUUCAUAGAGCACUGCCAGAACCGGUCCAAGGUGUUGCUGGUGACCAGGCUCGAGGAGAUGAACUGCAACUUCGAGGGAUUUUUAAAACAGAUCUGGUACGACGAGUUGAUCGACAUGACGGUGUUAGAGUUGUCCCCGAGCAAACGCUCGAUAACCAUGAACGUUCAUCGAUACAAUCCUUUCGCCAACGUGUACGAUCGGUCACCGUACACCCCAACUCUCGACUGGUUCCCCAACAAGAUGACCGAUCUUCACGGCCACCCGUUUCGCGCUACCGUUUUGGAACGCGAGGGUUACAUCAAUCUGACGGUCGACUCUCGCGACUAUCCCGUCUCCUACAAGGGACCAGACGUGAAACUCCUUCGCACCCUCGCGCGCAUCAUGAACUUCACGAUCGUGAUGCAGCCCAACAACGACGCGCUCACGAGCCUGAUGGACGGCGAUCUGGACAUCAUAAUACCGAAACUUCCCCUGUUCCCGGACCAACGUUUCGAUCUGUUGGACCACACGCUGCCGUUCGAGUACGAGAAGUGGUGCCCGGUCGUGCCGAUCACGUACCAAGUGAACGCGAUCGAGACGCGAGCCUUCGCUGCAAUAAUCGCGAAUAUAGUGAUCCUUCUCGCGUUCUGGGCUGUAUCGGCUCUGUUGAGGUUCGAGAGGAGAUUGUGGCAACCGUUGAAGAUAUUCGGCAUCUUGAUCGCUGCGAGCGUGUCGAUGAGGCCGGGCAGAACGUUGGAGAGGAUCGUGUUCUUCCUCGUCGUAUUGGCGUCCACCGUUUACUCGGCCAAUCUUUACGUCGAUUUGACGAGCGUGACCAUGGCGGACACGAUGGAGACCGAGUACAAGAGUUACGAGGAUCUGGACGAGUCCGGGUUGACACCCGUCGUCCUCCACAUGAUAUUCAACGUCACGUUCUUCACCGACGACCAGGCGUUCAACUCGUUGAAGAGGAAGGCGAUCGCCGACGAGGACAUGGACGAUUGCACCGAAGUUCUCUCCAGGUACAGGAACGUCACAUGUUUCAUGGAGUUGAGAGGGAUAAACGCGUUGAUUUACUCGCAAGCGAGGAGGAAUACGGCCACUAUGAAGGUGUGCAGAAAUUUGUGCUACGCAGAACCUCACGCGACUUACUUUCUCAGGAAGCACUCGCCGUUCAGGGGCAAAUUCGACGCGAUCAUCUCGAGAUUGGAGGCGGCAGGUAUUCGAAAGAAGUGGCAUUACGAUUUCGUGGGCAAAUUCUUCCCGAAAAAGGGGAGGCCUGUUAAACGAAAUUUGUACGAAUCGUCCCUCGUCUGGAAUCUCGUUUACAUAGGGGUGAUUGGAUUCUUGGCGUCGAUCGUCGCGUUCUUUUGCGAAAUUCUCGUAUACCGGGCGCACAAAAGAAGGAAAAAUCGAGCGUGAAACUGUAUAUAUUUAAGCGUGUAUCGAUGUGUGUCGUUUUCGAGUGUGUUUUUUUAAAAUUAAAGAGUUAAUCGAUGUAGGGUUUCUAUAGGAUCUAUCGAUUGAAAUGUUACGUAGAAAUAUAGUAUAGGAUAGGCUGUGAUUUUAUUGAAAUGAUAAAUCUACAAUUCUUCUUCUUCUUAUAUUUCCAGUUAUUUUAAUAUAUUGUUAGAAACGAGCAGGCGAAUUGUCAGUCGGAAUAAUUCGAUAUUGAAAUUGAAAUUCUGAAAAGGAAAGCGGUUCUCCAAUCGAACAAUAAAUUGGAAACCGCGAAGCGGAAACUCGUCGAUUUUCUUCCUUUUUAAUUGAUCCAUCGGCUAGAAACGUUUGUAAUAACUUGGAAAGUUACGGAGAGAUGGAAAACUUAAGAAUCGAAGGUGGGAAAUAAGAAUAUGAAAGGGUGGAUGGUUCACUCUUUAAGACUGAAAAAAAAAAAAAA
Messenger RNA from Apis mellifera (honey bee), 3905 nucleotides. RefSeq lists its product as uncharacterized. Bases 1688 to 3427 code for a protein of 579 amino acids. NCBI's taxonomy places the organism in Eukaryota, Metazoa, Arthropoda, Insecta, Hymenoptera, Apidae. The record is from RefSeq and is a predicted model, not a curated record. The transcript has 2 exons.